AGAAAAAAAAGUUGAUGUAUACAUAUGUAGCAUACCACGGCGCUAGCUGAAUCCAUGGCGAAAUUCUGGCUGCUGCUGCUCCUCUUGGCGUUCCUCUUGCCCCUGUCAAGCGCGACGCCAUGCCACCCCGAUGACCUACACGCACUGCAGGGCUUCGCUGGGAGUCUCAGCGGUGGGGGUGUCCUCCUCCGUGCCGCGUGGUUCGGCGCUUCAUGCUGUAGUUGGGGAGGUGUGGGCUGCGACGGCGCAAGCGGCCGCGUCAUAACGUUGUGGCUCCCCGGGCACGGCCUCGAGGGGGCCAUCCCAGGAGCAUGUUUGGCGGGCCUCGCGCACCUACAGGCGCUCAAUCUUGCCAACAACAGACUGAUGGGCACCAUCCCAUCGUGGUUCGGUGAGCUUGACCACCUUCGCUACUUGGAUCUCUCUGGUAAUUCAUUAGUUGGCGGGGUGCCCAAGAGUUUGCACAUACGGUUCAAGGGUCUCAGCACCGCUCGUCGUUCACUUGGCAUGGCUUUCACUAACAUGCCAUUGCAUGUGGAACGUAGCAGAAGAGCACUCCUCCAACAACCAAAUACAAUAACUGGAACUAACAACAGUGUCAGAUCUGGGAGCAACAAUGUUGUUUCUGGGAACGACAACACUGUCAUAUCUGGGAACAGUAACACCGUCUCUGGGGCCAACAACACUGUCGUAACCGGGAGUAACAAUGUCAUAACUGGCAGCAACCAUGUCGUAUCGGGAAACAACCAUGUCGUAACCGACAACAACAAUAAUGUAUCCGGGAACAGCAAUACUGUAUCCGGGAGCUUCCAAACUGUCACCGGUAGCCACAAUACUGUAUCUGGGAGCCGCAAUACCGUAUCUGGCAGCAAUGAUACCGUAUCUGGAAGCAACCAUGUCGUACCUGGAAGCAACCAAGUCGUGACAGGAGGUUAAUGAUCUGGAAUGUUUCCACCUUACCUAAGGGAGCUCACGACCUUACCCAAGUUCAGUGUAGCUCAAACUAUCACUUGGUGUGGUGGGUUAUGUAACUUGGUGGAUAUAUCAUCCUUUUCCUAAACUAAAUAAAACUUAUGUUGGCAUGAA
Molecule: messenger RNA, 1086 nt
Organism: Lolium perenne
Lineage: Eukaryota; Viridiplantae; Streptophyta; Magnoliopsida; Poales; Poaceae
Molecular function (GO): protein binding
Source: RefSeq, a predicted model, not a curated record